Messenger RNA from Lobosporangium transversale, 366 nucleotides. RefSeq lists its product as hypothetical. The coding region runs from base 1 to 366 and encodes 121 amino acids. NCBI's taxonomy places the organism in Eukaryota, Fungi, Mortierellomycota, Mortierellomycetes, Mortierellales, Mortierellaceae. The transcript has a single exon. The record is from RefSeq and is a predicted model, not a curated record.
AUGUGUGACGUCGAACAAUUAAGUUUGCAGAUGCCUUUUUUUUUGCUCAUGUAUUCAUGCAUUUCAUUACUUUCAGAGAGAAUGAUACAGCAACCAAGGCGACUGGCUCGAUCAGGCGUACAACGAGGAAUACAUCAACAACAACAACAGCAAUCUCAGCAACAACAGCCUCGACGUGGUCAGCGUACCUUUCGCCCUUACAAUAAUGCACUUCAGGCUACACGCAAGAAACAUUUCUGGAGUGGAAAAUUGUCACUCUUGAUCUAUCUGGCUGCAUUCUUGGUUGGAUACCGUCUCUUUCGUCUGUAUCAGUUUUAUAUCCAAGAGACUACACAGAAAAACAAGACAUCUAGUCCUUCUUUUUGA